AUGUCUGAGUCCAAGGAAUUCACCCUCGCGGAGGUCACCACCCACAACACCAAGAAGGACCUGUACAUGGUCAUUCACGACAAGGUCUACGACUGCAGCAGCUUCGUCGAUGAGCACCCCGGUGGUGAGGAAGUCCUUCUGGACGUCGGUGGCCAGGACGGUUCUGAGGCGUUCGAGGAUGUCGGCCACUCCGACGAGGCGCGUGAGAUUCUCGACGGUCUGCUCGUCGGCACCGUGAAGCGCAUGCCCGGUGACCCCGCCCCCAAGGCUCAAGCCACUUCCACCUCCUCCUCUUCUUCCUCGUCUUCCUCCGCCGGCUUCGGCGUCGGCCUGUACGCCGUCAUCCUCAUCGGUGGUGCUAUUGCCUACGGUGCCUACAACUACCUCCAGUCCCAGCAGACUUCGCAGUAG
Molecule: messenger RNA, 411 nt
Organism: Penicillium cinerascens
Lineage: Eukaryota; Fungi; Ascomycota; Eurotiomycetes; Eurotiales; Aspergillaceae
Product: cytochrome b5-like heme/steroid binding domain-containing protein
Exons: 3
Coding region: 1-411 (136 amino acids)
Biological process (GO): sterol biosynthetic process
Cellular component (GO): intracellular membrane-bounded organelle; endoplasmic reticulum membrane
Molecular function (GO): heme binding
Source: RefSeq, a predicted model, not a curated record